This is a messenger RNA of Kazachstania africana CBS 2517, 1743 nucleotides long. RefSeq names its product putative hydrolase (gene ARX1). NCBI's taxonomy places the organism in Eukaryota, Fungi, Ascomycota, Saccharomycetes, Saccharomycetales, Saccharomycetaceae. The record is from RefSeq and is a predicted model, not a curated record. Bases 1 to 1743 code for a protein of 580 amino acids. The transcript has a single exon.
AUGGAAUUAGCUGUUUCUCACGAAGAUUCUCAAAUCUUACUAAAGGACAAGAAUGUUCUACAAGAAAGUGUUUUGGAUAAAUAUAGAACUGCUGGUCAAAUUGUCCAAACUGCAUUGAAAUAUAUUACCGGCUUGAUUAAUGAUGCUUACCAUUAUAAAACCAUCGAACGUCCAUUAACUAUUUCAGAAUUAUGUCUUCUUGCAGACUCCUUCAUGGUCACUCGUUUAGAUCAAUAUUACAAAAAUAAAGUAAAUGAAAGAGGUAUUGCCAUUCCAACUACUAUUGAUGUCGAUCAAAUUUCCAGCGGUUGGGCUCCAGAAAUUGAUGAUGAUGUCAACAUCAAGAACUGGAACAAGGGCACUACAUCGCAAGCUGAUCCAUUCGGUUCAGUUGUUACCGGUUUUUUCAAAGAAGGUGAUAUUGUCAAAAUUUCCCUCGGUGUUCACAUCGAUGGUUACACUUCUCAAGCUUCUCACACCAUGGUUAUCUACCCUGUAGACGCCUCAACUUCAGCAGCCCCAAAGCCAGCUGGUCCUUUGUUAGGCGGUAAAGCUGAUGCCAUUGCAGCAACUCACAUUGCCACGGAAUCUGUAAAUGCUUUAUUAAGUUGUGCUCUAACUCCAGAAAAGUUACCACCAUCACUUGGUACAAAGGUCAACGGGCAAUUAAUUAGGUUAGUUGUUGAUACUAUUGUGAGAUCAUAUAACUGUGCUGUUGUUCCAGGUUCUCGUGUACGUAGAAUUAGAAGAUUUUUAGCAGGUCAAAAUGAAGGCAUUGUUGCUGAAAAGGAAUAUAAAGGUGUCAUCUGGACUGAAUCUCACCAAGAAGCGCACUUACUAUCUAAUACUGAUGCAAGAGAUUUGAGUGUCGUCAAAGGAAGCAACAACAAUGUACUAUCCGCCGUCCCAACAGAUGAUUUCACUGUAGAAGCUGGUGAAGCCUAUCUUGUUGAUUUGAAAGUAUGUCCAUUGGAUCAAUUCAAUAAGAAAGGGUUAGUUACAUUACAAACUAUCGAUUCAUACACUGGUAAAUCCCAUAAAGAAACUGAAUUAGUAGCUAGAUCAGGUAUGUACAUAAGAGAUUAUGCACAAUCCCAUCAAUUGAAAUUGAAGACAUCCAGACAAUUAUUAACCAAGAUAGAUAGACAAGGUGUUUAUCCAUUUAAGUUAGCUCAUUUAGCUCAAAGUUUCCCUGUAAAAUCAGAAGAAGGUUUUGAUGAACAAAUACAAUCAAUAAAGAAAGAUUUAAAAUCAUUUAGACUUGGUAUGAGUGAAAUAUCAAACAAUUAUCUAUGUGUAGAAAGUCCUAUACAGGUUGCUAAAUGGGUUCCAUGGGAUCAUAUUAUAAAGGCAACAAAUCCAAAUGGUAAUUUAAGUUACGAUGCUACUGCUGCAUUAACAUUACCAGGUCAUGAAGUUCCAUUACCAAAACUUGGUGUUUCAGCUUUAAGAUUGAAAUCGUUGAUGAAGUCAUCCAAAGAAACAGUUGAAGUUCCUGUUAUUCAUGAAUGUAAUACCGUUGUACUAUGUGGUACUGAAGUCAGUUUAAGUGAUAGGCCAGAAUUAUUAAAAGUCACUGGUGGUUCAAAGACUUGUCAACCAAGUUGGGUUCACUCUAAACAUGAACUUAAUCAACAAGACUCUGUUGUUCAAGGUGUAUUUAAAUUAGCGGCACUGGCUAAGGAUAAGAGAUUUGGUUUAUUAAUGAGAGAAACCCAACCAAUGAAACAAUCAGCUCAAUAG